AUGGCAUGCCUGGAGUAUCUACCAAACGAAAUUAUCGAAACCAUCGUUUCCCUCCUAGAACUAACCGACAUCCGCAAUCUCCGCCUCACCAGCCGAGGCCUCGCCCUGAGAUCAUCCGGACACCAUUUCAAGUCCCACUUCCGACGGAAACACGUAGAUAUCACUGAAAGCACCCUUCGAGACUUUGUCCAGGCCACAAAACCCGGCCGGCUCGGUAGACUCGUGCAAUACCUAGUCCUCGUCGGCUCCCACCUUCCUACAGAGAAGCAAGGCCUCGAAGCAGAAGAUGAGGCAAAGACAAGACAGGAUCUAGAAGUACUUGCGCAGCGGCGAACAGACUAUAGGGUAAUGCGCAGUUCAGGGACGGAUGUACGGCUACUCAGCGAAGCAUUCGGGAAUCUCAUGGCACAAGAUGGCGGCAACAACACUGCAGGUGGGCCGAGGCUGCGCACGCUGUCGCUGAAAGUGGUCGUGUAUCACACAGACGCCGAACAAAGACUUCCUCCGAAAACCGGCGGCUGGGUGCCCAUCUGGCAAGUGGCGACAGAGACAUUCCACACAGCACUACGUGCCUUGGCAAUCAGUGCAAUGCCGGUAGCGAAACUUGACAUCUACACCCAGCAGAGCCGCUCCAGCCUGGCGUGCAGCGAGCUAAGCGCCGUAGACCACGAGUCCAGCGGACUAGUAGCUUCGCUUGCGUCUGUGAAGAGCCUGUCCGUUAGCUUCUCAGACCGGAUCAUCAACGGGAGAAGGGAGAAUCUCGGAAUCACAGGCGGCUCGGCGGACGAAGUGGACCGUGAUGCACCUGUGAUUGACGACUUUCGAGACAAUGAGGAUGUCGAAGCAGAGGCGUGCGACGAGUCGACUUUCAUUGGCCUUGUGAGGUUGGUCCAGCUCUGCAGUGGCCUCAAGGAGUUAGAACUCCACCAUUACAAGCUGGGGAAUCACACUGUUUUUGUUGAUCUGCACCGGGAGCAGUUUCUGCAGCGCAUUGUUGCAAUGACCACGUUAACCACUCUCAAGCGCUGUGCACUCCGCGGGUUAACAGUAAGAGAGGUAGACCUUCUGGCAUUCAUCAAGGAGACUGCACCUGCCAUUGUAGAGCUAACCCUGCAAAAUGUCAGUCUUGUUUCCGGGACGUUCAGGGCCAUCUUCGACCACUGCACAAGCGAAGCGAGCUGUCUGACAAGGCUGUUCUUUGAUGACCUGUUCGAACAGAAACUGCUCUAUUUUGUAGGGGAGCCCGGGCAGUCUAAGCUGCGAAGCUUCAACUACCAGUGUAGCGAGACGCUAGAUCGCACGGGGCCGGAGGUCAGACGGCCGAUUUCCUAUUUCAUCCCUUUGGGCAGGCCCAAGGGGAGCCCUGCGCUUUGGCAGUGGAGGAUGCGGCGUCGCCGAGAAUUCGGACCGCCGUAG
Aspergillus nidulans FGSC A4 is the source of this 1416-nucleotide messenger RNA. RefSeq names its product F-box domain protein. The record is from RefSeq and is a predicted model, not a curated record. NCBI's taxonomy places the organism in Eukaryota, Fungi, Ascomycota, Eurotiomycetes, Eurotiales, Aspergillaceae. The coding region runs from base 1 to 1416 and encodes 471 amino acids. The transcript has 2 exons.